CCUCUCGAACUUUCUAUUUUUCUCAAAGAAGCUGAUCCGCAGUGAUCAGAGUGGCUGCGUUUGAUCGCUGUGAUGAAAAACUCGGUUUCCAGAGAUUGUUUGGUUAUUUGAGGGUUUAAGGACUUGUUUAGGAUUUUUCUUGAUGGGGGCAGGGAGGAAAACACAAACGAUCAAUAUAAAUGGAAGCGGUCCAACUAAUCCAAACCCAGUGGCUAGCCAUUUUUCUUCUCGAAGUUUACAAAAGAAUCAACUUGGUGGGGUAAUAUUUGGUUGCACGAUCAACACUAUCAAGGAAUGUCUCUCCAGUCAACUAUUCGGUUUACCAGGCCUUCACUUUCCAUAUGUGAAGAAUAUUGAUCCUGGCUUGCCAUUGUUCCUGUUCAACUACAGUGAUAGAAGACUGCAUGGAAUAUAUGAGGCGGCUAGCCCUGGCCGCUUGAAUAUUAACCCAUAUGGGUGGACAACUGAUGGUUCAGAGAAAACACAAUAUCCUGCACAGGUUCAGAUUCAUGUCCGGCAGCAGUGCCAACCACUCCUUGAAGAACAGUUUAAGCCAAUAAUUGCAGACAAUUACUAUACUCGUGGCCAUUUCUGGUUUGAGCUAGACCACACUCAAACAAGCAAGUUGAUAUUGCUGUUAGCAUCUUCAGCAGUUGCCUCAAUUCCUUAUGUACCACAGAAUGAGGCAUCACAUAGAAACUUAUUUCAGCUGCUUCCCUCAACUGGGAUGAGAGAGGAGGGUCAAGCGUUUGAGAAAUUUCAUCCGGAGAUUGAGCAUUCUAAUCGCUCAAGUAGGAACUCAGAUUCUAUAGAUAUUGCUCCUUCUUUUGACGGAGACUACCAAACCCUGGAAGCUAGGUCUAAUGUGGAGGUAGUGGAACAAGAUGAGAAAGAUAUCGUGUUUAAGAAACUGCAAGAAUUGGCUCUUAAACGUGAAACUCAAAGGUAUUCCUAUGUAGAAGAUUCCAGUGUCACAGAUAAUAAGCAUUUGGAGGACAAGAGUUUUCCUGGGGAACAAUUGGGCAUAGAGGAGAGGAAUGAGGAGAGUCUGCCUUCCUCAUCUGAUUGCCAGUCCAUCAUAACUCAGUUGAUUCAAGGGAUGGAAGAGCUUAAGACAUUCAAAGAAGAUCAGACUAUGAAGAUCGGUUAUUUGGAGCAUAAACUGGCAGAGGCAGAAAAGGAAAUUCAACAGUUGAAAAAUCGAUGUAUGUUGCUGGAGUCUGGUUCUAAUCCUUCUAUGGCAGAUGUUGAUGAAUUGGUGGUUGAAUCUGUUGGUGGUCUCGAUCAAGAUACUUCGGAGUCUAUAUAUCUAAUAGGGGGUUAUGAUGGUCAAUCAUGGUUAUCAUUGCUGAAUUCUUAUUUUCCGACACAAGAUGUAUUAAAAUCCUUAAGCUCAAUGAGUUCAGUUCGUUCAUAUGCUUCAGCUGCACAGUUGAAUGGGGAGCUUUAUGUGCUCGGUGGUGGAGAUGGAAAUGGGUGGUAUGACACAGUUGAAUCAUUCAACCCUGCUAGUGAUAACUGGAUGUUUCGCCCCUCCUUAAAUGAAAGAAAGGGAAGCCUGGCUGGAGCUUUGGUAAAUGACAAGAUAUUUGCAAUUGGUGGUGGGAAUGGGAGUAAAAGCUUUUCAGAUGUUGAAAUGCUUGAUUUAGAUGUUGGUCGAUGGAUCCCAACACGAUCAAUGCUGGAAAAGCGUUUUGCUCUUGCCGCUGUUGAACUUAACGGGGCCCUUUAUGCUACUGGUGGAUAUGAUGGAAAUGAUUAUUUGAAUUCUGCUGAAAGAUUUGACCCCAGAGAACAUUCUUGGACUAGAAUUGCCAGUAUGACAAAGAGGAGGGGUUGCCAUUCAUUGGUGGUUUUGAACGAGAAAUUAUAUGCUCUUGGUGGUUUUGAUGGAAAGACAAUGGUUCCAAGUGUUGAUAUAUUCGACCCUCGUACUGGAUAUUGGAUUAGCGGAGAGCCAAUGAAGGAGCCCAAGGGAUAUUUCGCUGCUGCUGUUGUCAAAGAGUCCAUUUAUGUUAUCGGAGGAGUGAAAAAUGGUGAUGUCGUUCUGGACACGGUUGAACAUUUUAAGGAGGGCCAGGGUUGGCAAGAAACCAAGUCAGAGGCAAUAGGAAGAAGAUGCUUCUUGUCAGCGAUUGUUUUGUAGUCACGCAAACAGAUGACAAUGUUCGAGGGUAGAGCUUCCUGCCAAUAUUCAAUUUGGUGGCGAUUUGGAAGGAAUGGUUGGUCUUUGGAUGAAAGAUUUGUCUGUGCAGUGAAAUAGUUGGUUCCACAUCAAUGUGCUCAUCAUUGUGUUUGGAUUAUUAAAUUUUGUUCUCAAUCUUAAAAGAGGCAGCUUAUAUUUCGUCAUGAAAAACUGCGGCUCGUGUACAGGCGUACAGUAAGAAUGCCUACUUGUGGGAACAAUUGUUCCUCCAUACGAGGUUAACUGCACCUGAGAAUGCCUACUUUUGGGAACCAUUGUUCCACGGAAUUUGUCAUAGCUGAUCACACAUUAAUUAGUAGAUUUAAUAUCAGAGGAUAGUGAUAUCUGUUUUGGCAUAAGGAAUGAAUUUGAUUUAAUAAUUUUGCUCGAGAA
Messenger RNA from Tripterygium wilfordii, 2578 nucleotides. RefSeq names its product influenza virus NS1A-binding protein homolog. The transcript has 11 exons. The record is from RefSeq and is a predicted model, not a curated record. NCBI's taxonomy places the organism in Eukaryota, Viridiplantae, Streptophyta, Magnoliopsida, Celastrales, Celastraceae. Gene Ontology annotation, molecular function: protein binding. Gene Ontology annotation, biological process: response to endoplasmic reticulum stress. Bases 143 to 2146 code for a protein of 667 amino acids.